AUGAUAAAAAAAAUAUUAUGCAAUUCAUAAUUGUAUUAAUUUUGUGUACAACCAAAAAUAAACAACCCAAAAUCAAAUAAGGGACGCAAUAUAUUAUUAUUCUUAUUCAGUUUGGGAUUUAUAAAUCAAUACACUAAAUAUAGAGACUAUAUGUCUAACAUAUUUUUAAAUUAAUAAGAAAUAGCUGAUUUUCGCAAAAAUAAACAAUUAGAAGUAGACAAAAAAUUAUUAAAAUAUCAUGAGAUCAAUAUGAAAAGAAAUUAAGAUACAGAAACUAUAGUAAUUAUUGGAGGAGGUAUCAUAGGAUUAAGUUAAGCAUUAAAAUUAUUAUAAAAAGGUUAUUCUGUUAUAAUGAUUGAAAAGGAAUAAUUUAUUUCAACUAAAUGUAGUGCUUUUAAUGGAAAUAUUUACAAUCCUUACUUAUUUAAUCCAUUAAUAUCUAAAUAUUCAAUAAAAACUAUGUUUGAUAAUUAUAUCAACCCUACUGAUACAUCGACUUAAAGAUUCAGUUUUAAAUGUCUUUUAGAAACAGGAGCUAUAAUAUGGUUGAUUAAUGCAUUAAGGUUGAGUACAUCAGAUUAAAAAUUUGAUAAAUCAAUUUAAGAUAUGACUAAGUUAGGGUAGAUUUAAGAAUAGGAAUUUGAGAAAAUCAAAAAGUUGGGUAUUCUUGAAAAUCAAUUAACUGCUUAAGGAGAAUUGAGUUUUUAUAAAUCUGUAGAAUAUGGAAAACGAAUAAGUUAAUCAUUUAAAUCAGCAGGUAUUGAAUUUUAAGAAGUUGAUAAUACUAACUUUAAUUAACAUGAAAUAGAUAGGAAACUAUUUGAAAACUAUCCUUAUGUUAUUAAAUUAGAUAAAGAAAAUAAUUUAGAUACUAAAUUAUUAUCAAUAAACACCUUGAAAUAUUGUUAAAAGCAUUAUCCUAAUAAAUUUAAUAUACUUUAUGGAACAGAAUUUCAAGAAUUCAUUAUGAGUUAUAAUAGAUAUGUUUUAGGAAUAAAUACUAAUAAAGGGUAUAUGAAAUUAAAUUAUUAUUAGUGUAAUAUUUGGAGAUAAAUUUAUAAUUUGUGCUGGAUUGCAUAGUAAAUACAUAGCUAAAAAAUUGGGAGUAACAUUACCAAUAAUGCCUUGUAGAGGAUGGGUUAUUGAAUCUGAAUUACCUUAAUUUGCAAAGGAAUCUGUUUUAGAUAAAAUGGUGCUUAAAUUACCUACAUUAUCUAUUACAAAUCUUAAUAAUAAGUUGAGAAUAUCAGGUUGUUAAUUAAUAGAUUAAGAAUAUAAAUCUGAUGAUCCUAUUAAUGAAUGGGGAGCUUAGAUUUUAAUAAAAUAGAUGAAAGAGUAGUUUAAUAUUGAUUUAGAUCCAUAAAGUAUUUCAGUUAGAGAUUGUUGCAGACCCUUAACACCAGAUGAUAAAAUUAUAUUGAGUAAAUUGUAGUUAAAUAGAAAUGUUUAUAUUAAUGCUGGACAUGGGUCUAGAGGAAUGAGUCAAUGUCAUGGUUGUGCAGAAAUAAUAUAUUAAUUAAUUUAGGGUUAAAAUAAGGAGGAGUAUUCAGCCUUUGAUUUAACAAGGUAUUUAUUUGUUUGA
Molecule: messenger RNA, 1582 nt
Organism: Paramecium pentaurelia
Lineage: Eukaryota; Ciliophora; Oligohymenophorea; Peniculida; Parameciidae
Source: the annotation of a GenBank genome assembly